AUGGCGGAGAUCGGAGGCAUGCUCGCCGCCGCCGUCGUCAAGGUGGUGUGCGGCAAGGUGGCGGCGGCCGGCGGCGGCGUGGCCGUGCAGCACCGGAGGUUCCGCAAGGACCUCGAAGUCUGUAUUGGGAGUGUCUCGAGGGACGCGCUAGAGUCCAUCGAGGCGCUGAUGGGGGACGCGGAGAGGCGGUCCGUCGAGGACAGGUCGGUGCAGCUGUGCCUCAACCGCCUCACCACUGCCUCCUCCGACAUCUUCGAUGAGCUGGAGGCCAAUGCUACCAGGAAAUCAGCUCUGCAGAAGUUGAAAGUUCUAAAACUCUAUCUCACAGCUGCUUCUAAGGUUAGUAUGGCUGAUAGGAUGAGGGAGGUUAGGGAGAGACUGGAGAAUAUUUCGAAGCAACGCCAGCAAUUCAGUUUCACGGCAGGCAACAGUUCCUAUGCACAGCAAUUUAUUGAUGACCGUGAAACAUCGUCAGAGGUGAUAGAGGUAGAUGUCCUAGGAAGGGAUCAAGAUAAAGCGAAAGUAAUGACACUUUUAACUCAAGCCAGCUCCUCAUCAGAUUUCAUUAUCCUUCUGAUCUAUGGCAUCGGAGGCAUUGGCAAGACAACGUUGGCACAACUGCUUUUCAAUGAUACCCACUUCAUGGACUAUGAGAAAGCAUGGGUUUAUGAUUCCCAAACAUUUGAUUCCAAUAAAGUUGCAGAAUUUAUAAGAUCAGAACGUCAGAACAACCAGAGUCACCAAACCAACACACAAGAGCCAGAUACUGAUCCACCUGCUCCUAAGAAUAUUCUGAUUGUUUUAGAUGACCUGUGGGAGAACCGUGCCAUUAAGAUUGAUGAACUGAAACGUUCCCUAAAAUUGUUAUGCAGUGGACGCAACAAAGUGCAUGUCAUUGUAACCACACGAGAUGCUGAAAUUGCUUCGAAAAUUCAAACGACUGAAGCAUACGCCAUAGAGCCCCUGUCAUCUGAUGUGUGCUGGAGUAUAAUUAAGCAGAUAGUGGGCUUUGAAGAUAAUGACAAAGAAAGUUUGGAGAAUAUUGGGAAGGAGAUUGCAAUGAAGUGUCAAGGUGUGGCACUGGCAGCUCGUGUUCUUGGGUACAUGUUGAGGUCCAAGAAUUUUGAGGCAUGGGUUUCAGUAAAAGAGAAUGGCAUGUGGAAUAAAUCUACGACAGUAAAAGACUACGAUGAUGUGCUUGCAUCUUUGAAACUAAGCUAUAGCAGUAUGCCGCCGGACCUAAGGCUAUGCUUCACAUAUUGUGCAAUCUUUCCAAAGGGCCACAAGAUGGCAACAGAGGAUCUUAUUUAUCAAUGGGCUGCUCUUGGUUUCAUUGAGUCUUGUAAUGAAGAUUCCACGUGGCUGCAGCAUGGGCAUUGUUGUCAUUGUGCAUCCUCAAAUAUAAAAAAAGGCACUAAUGCCCGGAGUCCUGGAGACCUGACGCUCGCCCCGCCGCCCUAGCCUGUGACGCCGUUCAGGCCGCCGCCGACGCCGUGCCCUCGCCUGGAGGCCUGGACGCUCGCCCCGCCGCCCUGUGACGCCGCUCAGCCCGCCGCCGACGCCGUGCCCUCGCCUGGCUCCCUCCGCGCUCCCGGACGGCCUCCUCCAGCACGGGUUCCUAGCUCCCUCCGGGCUUCUCCGGCCAGCCUCAUGGACGCCGCGUCCCUCCGGGCUCCCGGUGGCCUCCAACACGCGUCCCUCCCUCCGGGCUGCUCCGGCCGGCGUCGAGGACGGCGCUUCCCUCCAAGCUGCUGCCGGCCUCCAGAAGCCGCCAUAGCAGCGCCGCGUGAACACCCGGCGAUCGGCUGCCCUCCGGCUAGACAUGUCACCUUCCCAAAUCCCAAGACUCAUAUAACUGAAAGAACUGCACAAGAUGGUUACUGCAAAUAAUUCCCAAAUGCCAUAGAGGUAUGCUAAAACGUAUAUACUGUUAUAUACUCUUUACCUUAAACUAAGUAUUGUUGAAUUGUUUUGCUGCACUAACAUCCACUUAUCUGCCUGUAAUUGUAAUCUGUUUCUGGUUGCAGUACAUGAUCUUUGCUAUUUUGGCCUGUUUGUUUGCCCCCUUGCUCCAUGUUUGGCAUCAUCAUUAUCCUGGAAAUUUGAAUUUAUAGUAUCUCAAACUGCUUCUGCACAACCAUGACUGUAUAAAGACUUCUUAUUAUCUUUAAUAUUUUUAUGUGUUUGUGCUUGGUUGGUUACCCUUCAAAGUUGACACCUUUUCUUUUGUUAAUAUUAGGUCAGCACAGCUAUGGUUGCACCAAUCGUGGACAUGCUGAUAUGAAGCACCCUGACAGUUCUGUUGAAUACAUUGCUGGUCACUUGGAUGUGGGCUUGCCUUGUGACGGCUUUGCAAAGUGGAGUGACUCUGACGGUGAUGAUGUUAAUAUGUGAAAGCUAGGGAUGCUGUGUUAAGGCGCCAGCACGAGGCCUUGAUCAGGAAUGCGUUAUUAAGAGACUAAUGACGCUCCCUCCGGGUGUAACUAUUGUUGAUGACUAAGAAGAGUGCUGGAGUGAAUAAGCAGCAGAAGCAAUAUAGCUGUUUCUUGUGAUCUUGCCAAUCCAUCUGUUGUUGUUGGACUGAACCUUCUUGUCAUGUAACUGAGAGGUGUAUAAUUUACUGAAUGGAGGGAUCUGAUAGUGUUGUUUCGUCUCAUCCUUCUUGGUGUAGUUGUGGUGCCAUUGUAAUCUGUACAAGAGCAGUUUCAGUAAUGCAAUACAAUGUAAGCUUUGUUCAUUUGCUA
This is a messenger RNA of Panicum virgatum (switchgrass), 2744 nucleotides long. RefSeq names its product putative disease resistance protein RGA1. The record is from RefSeq and is a predicted model, not a curated record. NCBI's taxonomy places the organism in Eukaryota, Viridiplantae, Streptophyta, Magnoliopsida, Poales, Poaceae. The coding region runs from base 1 to 1461 and encodes 486 amino acids. The transcript has 7 exons. Gene Ontology annotation, molecular function: ADP binding. Gene Ontology annotation, biological process: defense response to other organism.